Messenger RNA from Exophiala aquamarina CBS 119918, 1554 nucleotides. RefSeq lists its product as uncharacterized. The coding region runs from base 1 to 1554 and encodes 517 amino acids. The record is from RefSeq and is a predicted model, not a curated record. The transcript has a single exon. NCBI's taxonomy places the organism in Eukaryota, Fungi, Ascomycota, Eurotiomycetes, Chaetothyriales, Herpotrichiellaceae.
AUGGAAGGCUACUCCCUGCCUGAGAGCUAUUCGCUUGCUUCCGAGAAAACCAUUCGCAAGACGAGAUCCUUCCAAUCGCUAAGAGACGAGUGGUUGAGCUCUGACGAUACUCUUGGGUCAGAAAACUAUGCAGAUUCGAUCUACAAUGCGGAACGGGUGCUUUCGCAAGAAAGUCUUUCUGAGCACCCCAGGAGCUGCACCACGGCAGCCUCAGAGAGUGACCCGAGUCCUCAAAAGUUGCUUUCUCCCUCUUUAUCGCCUCGAACGCCCCACAGUCAAUGGCCAGCACCCCAGUUGAGUACGAUCAUCGAACAGAACAGCAUUCAAACCCUUCGGCCCUCACAAUCUGCACCUCGGCUACGCCCCAGCCCCAAGAAAUGUCCAACUGUCGUUCAUUCCAAGGAGUCAAUCCACUCCCUCUAUGCCAGUCUUCGCCCCAAAGGGAGCAGGGGGAUUGCAGUGAGGACCACAUUGUACCAGAAUCGUUCCUUCUCGGUCAAUGAUCUAGAUCACAUGCUCAGAGAUACUGUGACAGUGUCUGCCGAUCCCCAAUCAUCAUCAACUUCCGAUGGGGCAAUCGAUCGUACUCAACUCCCUCAAUACCCCGUUCAACCACCUCGAACUCCACCAUACAGAGCUCCAACACCUCCCGGUCUGCCAUCCUUCGGCUCCCAGGAAGCACAGGCGUUCAGAUUGACCCCUCCUCCACCCAGGUCAUUCUGGUCACGUAUCUGGAGGCAGCAGUCGAAUGAAGUCAAUAGUGAUCAAACGCAGGCUACCACCCCAGUGGCAUCACCUGCAGCGGCGUCCCUUCCCUUGUCACCUCAAAUAGCACCCACGCCCUCAUCUAUGGAGCUUUUCAAGCGCACAUUAGCCAUGAUUGGGAUGUCUCGAGUUGUCACUGCCCCGUCCAAUAUUCCUGCGAACCCUAGAGCCUUUCUGCCGCCGGGAAUCUAUAUCUCCGCGACGCCCGGAUCACUCACCCAGGCCGAAGAUGGUACCUUUAUGAGGGGGAGAUUUUAUUCCAGGGCCAGUGGGCAUGGAGUCGGCAGCAGAACUCUAGAGUCGCACCCUCUUAUCAGAAGAGCGCAAAGUGAUCGUUUGAGCGAAAUCGAAGAACAAGUCAGAGCCAUUGAUAAAGCACACCAAAGGGCGGAAAGAGAAGCACUUGAGCUUCAAUCAAUAUCAUGCCAUUCCCCAGGUCCAGCACGGAUGACAACAGAGUCGCCGAGACAGUCUGAUACUGGCGCAACAAGCAUUCCGACUGUGAUGACUGAGCCUGUGCCUGCUCAAAGCAGUGUUGAAAGGGGCGCCGCGUUACCCAGCAUAAUUGAAGCAGACAGGGAGCGGGGCAUGUUGCGUACGGGCAUCGAGGAGCCAAAAGAGAGGAGAGUAGACUGGGGGAGAAUAUGUUAUGCCAUGAGUUGUUGCCAGAGUUUCUGGUUCUGGUGUUGCUGUGGUUGCGACCACGACCCUGAUCCUGAUCCUGGUGAUCGCGACCAUGUGAUAGGCGGGCGCACUCUCUCCGGACAAACACAUUUAUACCAGCAUUGA